AGCCAUGUAUGUCUUUUAUUCGAGUUGAUAGUGGUUCUCAUUUGGCCAGAGAUGCAGAAUGUAUCUCUUUUCGUGGUGGUUUACCUUGCGGUAUGGAUUCAGGACGACUGUCUGACAGUCGAUGCUGCAAAGCCGAAACACCCAUUUACAGUGGCCAGGGAAGCUAUCCGCAAUGAGGACAAGUCGCCUUCAUACCUCCACAUAGUGGAUUUUGGACCUCAAGGAACGGGGGUAGUAGCUGGGAAAGACUUUUCUCCCUCUGAUUUCAUCACCUACUACCACGGCAAACACAGUUCAGAGAGACCAGACCUGGAUGAUCACGAAUAUGAAUUUCUGUUCAAGCUGAAUCAUUACCACAAAAGUUUCUGGAUCGAUGCUUCCGAAGAGGAUGGGUCUUAUGGGCGACUUUUUAAUGAUGACUGGAAGAAUCCCAAUGCAAGAGCGAGAGUUAUAUUUGUUGAUGGUCAGGCACACGUAGCCUUUCUUGCCCGCAGAUCAAUUAAAGCUGGAGAAGAGAUCCGUUACAACUACAAACACGGAGCCACAGACUUCCCUUGGCGGCAGCCGAAGAAGCAUCCGUUUGCAGAAGCAAGAGAAGCCAUCCGCAAUACAGACGCGUCACCUUCAUACCUCCACAUAGAAUACUUCGGAACUCACAAAGGAAGGGGAAUAGUAGCAGGCAAAUAUUUCUCUCAUGGAGAUUUUAUAACCUAUUACCACGGAAAACACAGUCCAGAGGAACCAGAUCUGACUAAUGAGGAACACGAUUAUCUGUUUAAAUUGAACCAUUAUUUCAAAAGUUUUUGGAUCGAUGCUUCCGAAGAGGAUGGGUCUUAUGGGCGACUUUUUAAUGAUGACUGGAAGAAUCCCAAUGCAAGAGCGAGAGUUAUAUUUGUUGAUGGUCAGGCACACGUAGCCUUUCUUGCUCGCAGAUCAAUAAAGACUGGAGAAGAGAUCCGUUUUGACUACAACCAUGGGGCUACUCACUUCCCAUGGAGACAGCUGAAGAAAGCGGCAACGGGGGGUGGUGAAGGCAGCCGAAGUUCUGACGAAUCCAGUUUAGACCUACAGGAAAAAGUACCUGAACAUAUAUUUCAUAAGUCACAGACACAAUGGACACAUCAUCAGACAGAGACGUGGCUAGAUCUUCUCAAGACAAUAUUUAUGCCGACAUGCAUGUUGGAAAACGUUGGAGACAACCUUCAAUCCUCUUGCUCCCGGAGUUCUUCUAUACAGGACUGUCAACGGUGGCAUCUCUCUUAAAGUCUCCCGGAAGUCGGAUCCAUUAGGCUCUUUCAUUUCCGUUACAUGAAUAAGGAAGUCGAGCAGGCCGUGGCGUAAUCAGUAGACGGUGUUUGAGUCUAAAACAUGGCAUAAUGUCAAAUUUGUCAGUGUGAUGUCUGUGAGCAUUCUGUGUCUCCGUGUGAUGCUGGCAAGGAAGAAGAUUGCACUGGCAAAUCUCAUAUUCUACUUUCUUUAUGAAACCUAGAGACUGAAAUUCGCCCUAAAUGUUGAUGUGUUGAUGUAAUUAAACAUUUGAGGAUAUUCCUGAAUAAAUGUUCGCCUUUUAUAAUAUACCUUGCCAUGUCAGAUGUGAAUAACAGAUUCUGAAGAAGCUUAUUUGUGUACCUUCCAAUAAUGUAUCUUCAAGGUCUACGAAGUCAAGGAUAUGAUAAUGUACACAGGCCCCAUCGACACACAUCAAGUAAAUAAACAAAGAAUAUGUUUAUGA
This is a messenger RNA of Haliotis rubra (blacklip abalone), 1732 nucleotides long. RefSeq names its product histone-lysine N-methyltransferase EZH1-like. The transcript is spliced from 9 exons. The coding region runs from base 52 to 1263 and encodes 403 amino acids. Gene Ontology annotation, molecular function: protein binding. Lineage: Eukaryota; Metazoa; Mollusca; Gastropoda; Lepetellida; Haliotidae. The record is from RefSeq and is a predicted model, not a curated record.